CACAUUCAAAAUGGCGGAGAGCGGGGCGAGAGGCAGCGGCAGCAGCGGGGACAGCCUGGACAAGAGCAUCACGUUGCCCCCCGACGAGAUCUUCCGCAACCUGGAGAACGCCAAGCGCUUUGCCAUCGAUAUAGGCGGCUCGCUGACCAAGCUGGCCUACUACUCCACCGUGCAGCACAAGGUGGCCCGCGUGCGUUCCUUCGACCGCUCAGGACUGGACACUGAACAAGACCAUGAGCCCCCCUACGAGAUUUCAGUGCAGGAAGAGGUGACCGCGCGGCUGCACUUUGUCAAGUUUGAGAACACCUACAUCGAGGCCUGCCUGGACUUCAUCAAAGACCACCUGGUCAACACCGAGACCAAAGUCAUCCAGGCCACUGGGGGUGGCGCCUACAAGUUCAAGGAUCUCAUCGAGGAGAAGCUGCGGCUGAAGGUCGACAAGGAGGAUGUGAUGACGUGCCUGAUCAAGGGCUGCAACUUUGUGCUGCGGCACAUCCCGCAGGAGGCCUUCGCGUACCAGAAGGAUGCUGAGCCCGAGUUCCGCUUCCAGACCAACCACCCGCACAUCUUCCCCUACCUGCUGGUCAGCAUUGGCUCCGGGGUGUCCAUCGUGAAGGUGGAGACAGAGGACAGGUUCGAGUGGGUCGGCGGCAGCUCCAUCGGAGGUGGCACCUUCUGGGGUCUCGGAGCCCUGCUUACUCAGACGAAGAAGUUCGACGAGUUACUGCACCUGGCGUCCCGGGGCCAGCACGCCAAUGUGGACAUGCUGGUGCAGGACAUCUAUGGCGGUGCCUACCAGACCCUGGGGCUCAGCGGCAACCUCAUCGCUAGCAGCUUUGGCAAGUCGGCCACGGAGGACAGAGAGUUCUCCAAGGAGGACAUGGCCAAGAGUCUGCUGCACAUGAUCAGCAAUGACAUCGGGCAGCUGGCCUGUCUGCACGCCAGGCUGCAUGGCCUGGACCGCGUCUACUUCGGCGGCUUCUUCAUCCGCGGCCAUCCGGUCACCAUGCGCACCAUCACCUACAGCAUCAACUUCUUCUCCAAGGGAGAGGUCCAGGCGCUGUUCCUGAGACACGAGGGCUACCUGGGUGCCAUCGGAGCCUUUCUGAAGGGAGCGGAGCAGGACAAUCCCAACCAGUACAGCUGGGGCGAGAACUACGCGGGUAGUUCGGGGCUGAUGAGCUCGUCCCCAGAGCUGUGCCCGGUGCAGCGCGCGCGAAGCGGCACGUUCGACCUGCUGGAAAUGGACCGGCUAGAACGGCCGCUCGUCAACCUGCCCCUCCUCCUGGACCCGUCCUCCUACGUGCCCGACACAGUGGACCUCACAGAUGACGUAUUGGCGCGCAAGUACUGGCUGACCUGCUUCGAGGAGGCGCUGGAGGGGGUGGUGAAGCGUGCCGUGGCCAGCCAGCCGGGCGCCGCGGAUGCGACUGAGCGGGCCGAGAAGUUCCGCCGGAAGUACUGGGACAAGCUGCAGACCCUGCGCCAUCAGCCCUUCGCCUAUGGGACCCUGACCGUGCGCAGCCUUUUGGACACAAGGGAGCACUGUCUGAACGAGUUCAACUUCCCUGACCCCUACUCCAAGGUGAAGCAGAAGGAGAACGGGGCUGCCCUCAAGUGCUUCCAGAAGGUGGUCAGCUCCCUGGACACGCUGGGCUGGGAGGAGCGGCAGCUGGCCCUGGUGCAGGGGCUCCUGGCCGGAAACGUGUUCGACUGGGGAGCCAAGGCCGUCUCCGACGUCCUGGAAUCUGACCCCCAGUUUGGGUUUGAAGAGGCCAAGAGGAAGCUGCAGGAGCGGCCCUGGCUGGUGGACUCCUACGGCGAGUGGCUGCACAGGCUGCGGGGGCCCCCUCACAAAUGUGCCUUAAUUUUCGCAGAUAACAGCGGAGUAGACGUCAUUUUGGGAGUCUUCCCCUUUGUGAGGGAGCUUCUCUCUAGAGGGACGGAGGUCAUCCUGGCCUGCAACUCGGGCCCUGCGCUCAAUGACGUCACCUACAGCGAGUCCCUGAUCGUGGCCGAGCGCAUCGCGGCCAUGGACCCUGUUGUCCACUCGGCGCUGCGUGAGGAGAGGCUGCUGCUGGUGCAGACGGGCUCCAGCUCCCCCUGCCUGGACCUCAGCCGCCUGGACAAGGGGCUGGCGGCCCUGGUGCGGGAGCGUGGCGCCGACUUGGUGGUCAUCGAGGGCAUGGGCCGCGCCGUGCACACCAACUACCACGCGACCCUGCGCUGCGAGAGCCUCAAGCUGGCCGUGGUCAAGAACGCCUGGCUGGCCGCGCGGCUGGGCGGCCGCCUCUUCAGCGUCAUCUUCAAGUACGAGGUCCCGGCCCCCUGAGCGCCGUAUGUGUGGUGGAAUAUACAUA
Sorex fumeus (smoky shrew) is the source of this 2360-nucleotide messenger RNA. It is a transcript of the gene PANK4, whose product is annotated as pantothenate kinase 4 (inactive). The transcript is spliced from 19 exons. The coding region runs from base 11 to 2332 and encodes 773 amino acids. NCBI's taxonomy places the organism in Eukaryota, Metazoa, Chordata, Mammalia, Eulipotyphla, Soricidae. The record is from RefSeq and is a predicted model, not a curated record. Gene Ontology annotation, cellular component: cytosol; nucleus. Gene Ontology annotation, molecular function: ATP binding; pantothenate kinase activity. Gene Ontology annotation, biological process: coenzyme A biosynthetic process.